AUGUCACAUUUGAAGUUAAGAUACUCUGUUUCAUCUUGUGUUGCAGCAUCAGCCAUAGCACCCACCACCAUCGUUUCUCAUGAAACCACCAACCACCAUUUUCAAAAUCCCAAACCAAAGCACCCACAACACUUCCUCUCCCUUCUCCUUCACAACCCUUCCCACCUCCAACCUCUCCAACUACUCCACUCUCAAAUCAUCACUUCCUCCCUCUUCCACCGUCACCCUCUCCACAACAACCCCACUUCCUUACUCCUCUUCAACAACCUCAUCCGUUCCUACUCCCUCUCCUCUUCCCCCCAUCACGCUCUUCAGUUUUUCGCCUACACUCUCAACUCCCUCACACACCCUCUUUCACUUGACUCCUUCACAUUCACUUUCCUCUCUCACACUUGCGCGAAUUUUAGCUCUAGUUCUUUCGGGUUUCAUCUUCAUUGUCUUGUUUUUAAACUGGGUUUUCAAUCUCAUGUCUAUGUUCAAACUGGGUUGCUUCGUAUGUACUCAAGUUGGGGACUUUUGGUUUCCGCGGCAGAGGUGUUUGAUGAAAUGCCGCAGAGAAGUACGGUUACUUGGAAUGUUUUUAUUCAUGGUUUGAUUAAAUGGGGUCAGCUUGAAUUAGCUCGGUCGGUUUUUGAUCGGAUGUUGGUUCGCAGUGUAGUCUCGUGGACUCUUGUUAUUGAUGGAUAUACGAGAGUGAAUAAGCCGUUGAAAGCUUUGGCAUUGUUUAGGAAAAUGGUUGAGGUUGAUGGUAUAGAGCCGAAUGAGGUUACCCUUUUGACUGUUUUUCCUGCUGUUGCUGGUCUUGGGGAUAUUAAGAUGUGUAGGUCUGUUCAUGGGUGUGUGGAGAAGAGAGGGUUUAAUGCGGUUGAUAUAAGGAUUGCGAAUGCGUUGAUUGAUUUGUAUGCGAAGUGUGGAUGUAUAGAGAGUGCGAGCAGGUUGUUUUGGGAGAUGCCUGACUGGAGGAAGAAUUUGGUGUCGUGGAAUUCUGUUAUAUCUGGUUUUGCUAUAUUUGGGAUGGUGAGGGAGGCUGUGGAGACUUUUGAAAGAAUGGAGAAGGCUGGCGUGCAACCGAAUCAUGUUGCGUUUCUUAGUGUUUUGAGUGCUUGUAGUCACGGUGGAUUGGUCGAGGAGGGGCUUGAGUUUUUUGGUAAAAUGGUGAAUGAUUAUGGACUUGUGCCGGAUGUCAAACAUUAUGGUUGUGUGAUAGAUAUGCUUGGGAGAGCAGGGAGGUUGGAAGAAGCUGAAAAGGUUGCCAUGCAGGUUCCCCGUGAGGUUGCAAAUGAUGUUAUUUGGAGAACGCUUCUCGGAGCUUGCAGUGUUCAUGACAACGUUGAAAUUGGUCAGAGGGUGACCAAGAAGAUAUUGGAGAUGGAGAAGGGGCAUGGCGGUGAUUAUGUUCUAAUGUCCAAUAUUUUGGCAGGUGUUGGGAGAUUCGAGGAUGUCGAGAGAUUAAGGGAAAUGAUAGAUAAGAGAAAUGCCUUUAAGCUCCCAGGCUAUAGUUUAGUCUAA
Messenger RNA from Lathyrus sativus (Indian pea), 1509 nucleotides. The record is from the annotation of a GenBank genome assembly. NCBI's taxonomy places the organism in Eukaryota, Viridiplantae, Streptophyta, Magnoliopsida, Fabales, Fabaceae.